Messenger RNA from Perca fluviatilis (European perch), 4424 nucleotides. Its product is annotated as netrin-G2-like. Lineage: Eukaryota; Metazoa; Chordata; Actinopteri; Perciformes; Percidae. Bases 292 to 3798 code for a protein of 1168 amino acids. The transcript has 16 exons. The record is from RefSeq and is a predicted model, not a curated record.
GAGGAAGAGAGAAGAGAAGAAGAGGAACACGCAGAAGACAAGACAGAGAAAGAGAAGAAGAGAAGAAGUUUUAUUCAAUUUAAUCAGCUGAUCAAUAAUCACGUGAAGACGGACGGAAACACCACAGACAGAUAAAAGCAGCGGAUUAUUGUCUUCAACAUGAACACAGCUGAUCAGAUCGGUCGAGGGACGGAGCCUCUUCAGGUGUUUACAUUAUCACCAUGACAACCACCUGUCUGAGCUGAACCUGUGGGAUGUGAGGUGCAGAGGAACUUCCUGUCUGACAUCACCAUGCCCCCCCUCCUGCUGCUGCUGUUGCCGGCGCUGGCUUGCUGUCAGAGCGCCGGUCCGUUCGACGAGUGUCGGUCUCUGCGCGGCUCGGAGGCCGGGCCGGGCUGGGAGUUCUUCCCCUGCCAGCCCCCCCCCGCCAACAUGAAGGAAGUCAUGCAGAUCAGAGUCGACCCGCCAGGGAUUACCUGCGGAAACCCACCGGAGAGGUUCUGCACACUGGAGAACCCGUACCUGUGCAGCGAUGAGUGUGACGCAUCCAGCCCUGACCUGUCUCACCCUCCUCAGCUGAUGGGAGACAGGGAGAGGGGGGGGCUCAUCACCUACUGGCAGACGGUCACAUGGUCCAGGUAUCCUGAGCCCCUAUUGGCCAACAUCACGCUGUCCUGGAACAAGAGUCUGGAGGUGGUCGAUGACAUCGUCGUCACCUUCGAGUAUGGCCGGCCAACCAGCAUGGUGCUGGAGAAAUCUAUGGACAAAGGUGUAACAUGGCAGCCGUAUCAGUACUACGCUGAUGAUUGUCUGGAGGCGUUCGGUAUGUCUCCUAAACAGGUCUCUGAUUUAGCACCGAGCAACUUAACCCGGGUCAUCUGCACUGAGCAGUACUCGCGCUGGGUCGGAGCCAAGGAGGAGAAGAUCGUGGUGUUCGAGGUGCGCGCUCGGUUCGGGGUGUUUGCAGGUCCAAAGCUGAUCAACAUGCACGCGCUGUACACCCGGAUGGAGACCAUGAAGGGUCUGAGAGACUUCUUUACCUUCACCAACCUCCGCCUGAGACUCCUCCGCCCAGCGCUGGGAGGGACAUACGUCCAGAGAGACAACCUGCUGAAAUACUUCUACGCUGUUUCAAACAUCGAUGUUCCUGCCAGGUGUAAGUGUAACCAGCAUGCAUCUCAGUGUGUGUUACGGGAUGCGACGCUGCAGUGUGAAUGCGACCACAACACAAGUGGACAGGACUGUCAGCGCUGCAGACAAGGGUUCAAAUCCCGCAGCUGGAGACCGGGAUCAUACCUGCCGCUGCCCAGAGGCUCCGCCAACACCUGUGAGGCAGCAGAAACAGCAGACACGGCUGGUGACUCUGACUCAGCAACAUCUGAUAGACCCCCUGCCUCAUCAGAUCGAGUGACUGACACUACAACUACUACUACUACUACUACUACUGAAAGUACUACUGCUGCUCCUAUAACUGAAUAUACGACCACUACUGACAUUAUUAUAACUUCUGACACUCCUAUAACUGAAUAUACCACCCCUACUGACAGUAUUACUCCAGCUAACACUUUUGGCAUUGACUUUUCUGACAUUUCUAUGACUACUUUUCUGUACAUGUUGACUUCUGAUGAAGCUGACGCUACUAUAACUGAAUAUACCACCCCUACUGAACCUUUAGGCACUUCCACUGCUGACUUUACUACGACUACAGACAUUUCUACAACUACUUUUCUGUACACGUUGAAUUCUGAUGCAGCAGACACUACUAUAACUGAAUAUACCACCCCUAUUGACACUUUCGGCACUUCCACUACCGACUUUACUAUGACUACAGACAGUUUUAUAACUACUUUCACGUACAUGUUGACUUCUGAAUCAGCUUCUACAAGCACAGUGAGUCCAUCUGCUGUCACAAAUACAGCCAGUACUCCUUCUACCACUGACACAUUGAGUAUUACUGCUGAAACAAGUUCUAGCAGUGAAACUAGCACUGUAUUCGACAAAGACAGUGUUCUUACUUUUAGUACCAUUAUGACUGAAACUAGCUCUACAACUGACUUUGUUGGUACAAACGAUGCUGGGGACUUUCCCGAAGCUGGAGUAGACUCUACGACUACAAAAGUUGACACAGUUUUUAGUACUUCAGACUCUGAUCUGUUUCCAGAAUUUAGCAGUUCAGCAGAACCAAAAGCGGAUACAUUUCCAUCCAGAAGUCCAGCUCCAGAGACAGGAGACACUCUGUACAAACCAGUUUCCACAAUCCCAGACACCACCACUCCCAGUACCACUGUUACCACCUCCAGUUACACCAGUGCCAACAGCCCCACUGUCCCAGACUGCAGCACUGACUCUGAAGUGUCUAUUUCUGACCCAGUGACUCCGCCCCCUGACUCCACCACCUCACCAGACAACACAGACUCCACCCUCUCUUGGACUGGUACUAUCUUACCUUCUGAUGGGCCAACAACAUCAACCGGGGCUCCAACAACAACAGUCCUCCCAGAAAUAACCCUGGCCAGUGACAGGGCAUUAUCUGGAGAUACAGACCCAACCAACCAGGCUGGAGAUGCUCUACCCACAGCAGGAGCUGACACAACUUCUCCUGAUGUUCUUCCAGAGACUCCGAUCAGUGCACCACCUCCUGAUCUACCUCCUCCAGAUGGAGCCUUUCCAGAUAUUCCCCCUCUGGAUGAACCUCCACCUGAUAAAGUGGACUUUAGCUUCCCUUCUCUGGGUGACCCAUCUUCAGCUGACCGUGGACCAGAUUCUGGACCAGAUUAUGGACCAGUGCCUGUUGGUGAUCCUGGGAACUUUCCAGAUAAUUCCCGUGAAUCUGUUGAUAUUUCUGGAUCAAAUUCAGUCGACUCUGGACUGGAUUCUGUCUCAGCCGGGCUGGAUACAGAGGAAGCAGUAAAAGGUGGAAUUGAGUCAACUCCUGAAGCAGUAGAUGAUCCAGGAGUAGAUUCCUCUGCAUCUCAGAUGGAAGUAAAGUCUUCUGGAGAGGAUUCAGCUGCUAGGGGACCAGCAGGAGGCUCAGAAUCAGUUGCAAAGAAAGACUCUAAACAAGAGAAGACAGAAGAGCAAAAAGAGGAGAAAGUCACUGAGGCCAAAGAUGAAACACCAAAGGAAACAAAAGAAGGAAAAGAAACAAAAGAAGGAAAGGAGAAAGAUGACAAAGGCUAUGAGAAAAAAGCGCCCCAAAAGAUUCUGAUUCCAGGAGGACCAAAGGUCAGUCAGCUGUCCAAAAUCGCCUACGUCUCCUUCCAGGACUGCGAGUGUAAUGGUCACUCCAACCGCUGCAGCUACAUCGACUUCAUCAACGUGGUCACAUGUGUGAGCUGUAAACACAACACACGAGGGCAGAACUGCCAGUUCUGUCGCCUCGGUUACUAUAGAAACCCCUCGCUGCCGCUGGACGCCGAGGACGUCUGUGUCGAGUGUGAGUGCAGCGCGGCUGGCAGUGUGUCUCCUCACUGCUCCGAGUCCGGUCUCUGUCAGUGUAAAGGUGGAGCCACCGGGCGGCGCUGUGACUCCUGUCUGCCUGGAUACACCUGGAGAGGGGGCGGAGCCAGCUGCACAGAGAAUGUGUGUGACGAGGAGAGUCUGGUCUGUCAGAACGGAGGAACCUGUGUCGACUUCCGGCGCUGCGUCUGUCCGGCAAACGCCACAGGUGUGCUGUGCGAGAACAGAGUGUGUCUGAAGAAGGGCGGUUGCCAGGACGACGCUGAGAGCUCUGCCCCCUCUCUGACAUCACAGCUUUACCUGCUGAGCCUCGGUCUGAUCUGCUCCACCCUCCGCUGACCCCCCCCAGACCACGCCCACUGAUGACGUCACACCGGGAUGAGGAACAGGAAGUGACAUUACAGCUGGAUACACCUGUGACGUGUUGAUUUACCGUUCCAAACUGAAACUAAAACAUAUUUAUAACUAAUAAGCUGUGACUCAGUCAAAUGUUACAUUUCUCAGGAUUUUAGAACCACCGUGUUCAGACAUAUGAAACUACACGGAUAACCGUUAGCUCGCCAGGCUAAAGCUAACGUUAACACAACUUGGUGGGAAAAGGAGAAACUGUCACGUGACUCAGGCUCCAUCUCCAGCACUACGUUUGGGUUUUUAAGGUUCUGAGUUCGGAUCCAAAGUGAUCUCCAGUAGAAGAAGUAAUCUAACAGCCCAAACCUCAUAUCUCAUCAUCAUUCUGGUAUACUGGACAUAAACAGUUACCAUGGUAACAUCCUGGUAUACUGGACAUAAACAGUUACCAUGGUAACAUCCUGGUAGACUGGACAUAAACAGUUACCAUGGUAACAUCCUGGUAGACUGGACAUAAACAGGAGGCAGCGUGGAGACUCCUCCCCCUGCUCGUAGUUACCAUAAUAACGUUAGGAGCAUGGGGAAUGAGAGGGGGGAACACCAGAGCAGGGGGAAUG